AUGUCACGAGCGACCAGGGCACCAGCCGUGUCCUCACCAGCUCCUGGCUGUGGGACUCCUCCCCUUUGUCGCGGAGUCCCGGGCGUCGCGGCCGUGGCCUGCCUCGGCGCCGCCCACUGCGUGCUCACGGACGUCGCCGCGCUGCUGCCGGACCUCAGGGCCAACGUGGGCGCGAACAGGCUGAGCGUCGCGCGAGCCGACGUGCGGGAGCUCUGGUGGGGCGACUGGUUCCAGCUCGAGGACGAUGUCUUCUAUGACCCCGAGGACAUGUCGGCGAUGGCGGCCACGCUACGGGGGAUGUGGUGGACAGACAAGGACGAGGACGGGGAUGAGGAGGGCGGCGGCGGCGGCACUGGCUGA
Miscanthus lutarioriparius is the source of this 360-nucleotide messenger RNA. NCBI's taxonomy places the organism in Eukaryota, Viridiplantae, Streptophyta, Magnoliopsida, Poales, Poaceae. The record is from the annotation of a GenBank genome assembly.